GCCGGACCUGCUCGUCUCCUGCUCGUCUCGUCUUGCACCAACCCGCCGUACUUGUCUUGAACCCAACCCGGUCUGUUAUUCUUCCAUAUCCUACGAGAUCGCGCUCUAUUGUUAUUCACGAUACCUACAUUGCCCGUCUGCGAGGCGAGUCCACCCAGAGCUCCCGACGCACUCCGGCCGUCCUCCUCUUCUGCUGCUGUUUCUAUUUCCGUCCGUCUUGAUAACCUGCUUGUACCUACCUGCUUGUCGUCCUUCCUUCCCUGGUCUCACCAGACUGCUUGCUGCCUCCCUGCCUCACCUAGGCGUUUUAGACCUUGACGACCGCAACGGCCACCCCUCAAUACAACAACUAAUACCACACGUCAGCUGGCUGCCUCUGCCGCUGACCUUCCACUCCUUUGUUAGCCACACAUCUUGCUGCACACUCGCGACCUUGGGACGCAUAACAGGUCCUUGUUUCUAGGAAUCCAGUCAUUCCUGCCGGUACCUGGCCAUCAGAUAUCACCCCUCCUGCGCCCCUCGACGUCCGCACCCCGUGACCCCCUAUCCGGCCCUGCCACGCGCCUCACCACUGUUGCUGGUCACCAGAAGCUUCCGCCCACGCCGUGGUUUGGCCUGCGAGGGUUCUCGGCCCGUGUCCAGAGCAGGCAACUGCUCUAGGCUUUUGAAGCCUAUACGGAUGCCCGGUUCGUCCUCCCCCGGGCCCUCUUCACCCGUCAUCCACCAACUCGUCCUCCUCGUCGACUCUGCAGCUGCCCGAGCACCGUGGGCCGAGCUGAUACCAUGAAAGGCGCAAAGAAGGACAAGAAAAAUGGAAAAGACAGUGGUGGGGGUGUCGUUGCCGCCAUCACCAAGCACGCCGCCGGCAAGUUCACUGACAGUCCCAACAAGGAGCCCGCUUCGGACUCAUCCUCAUCCCCGGUCCAGUCCCCAGACCUGAAACCUGCCAGCAUACCCUCAAGUGGGAAUACCGCUCCCUCGCCGCUUCUGGACGCCGUCUCUGCCACGUCGUACGCGACAAGCACCGCAAGAAGCACGACCGAAUGGACAAAAGGAGUUGCGGGCCUGGCAGGCUCACCGGGGAAUCUGAUAAACCUCAUGGGGGAAUCGCCGCCCACUGCACCCUCGUCCUACGAGGACACUCGUGGCUGGGCUUCACCCCGUCCCAUCUACAAUGGCCAGCCCGUGUCUGCCUCACCCCCAGUCCAGGGCAGGCGGCCGCUCAGUUUCCAGAUGGACCAACAUUACGCACCGUCAGAGGCGUACGCCCCGUCGGUUGCCUCGUACAGGCGAAGCUCGAUGCAUUCUCAGACUGCCUAUGCGCGGGGUGCUAAUAACCCGCCGCUUCCACACCAGCACCAGGCCCACUUCUAUGGCACACCAGAUAUCGACCUGGAGUUCGGGCAAGUGGCCGGGAUGAAACCUGGUGAGAGGGGUUAUGCCUUUGGUUUCGACACACUACCAAGGAUCCAGGGCACUACUGCUCGGGGCAAAGACACAGUCGUGCUCACCGGCUACGAAGGCGGCCUUGAGGUGCAUUCGGCCACGAAGAGUGGCGUCGAACCCGUGGCAAGCCUGAAAGGCCUGCGAGGAGGAGUCUACUUUGCCAAGAUCCUGCCUUGGACCGCGACUGGCGGUGUUGUGCAUGACCCGAGCCCCCUCGUGGCUGUUGUCGUCCACGGGCCCGUACUGCCACAAACCACCCCUGAAGUCAAGGUCGAUGGCAACUACGCCAGUGGACAAGAACGCUCUGGGGCUGCCUCGCCAGCAGGCACCGACUUGGGUCAAAAAGAUGCUCUGGGUAUGAGGACGCCCUCGGUCGACUUCUACCAGACUAGUGUGGAUGUGUACUCGUUGAAAGACAGCAGACGUGUAGCGACUCUGCUCGAGGGCCCCAAGAUUCCUCUCAAAGUCCCCAUCACGAGCCCUAUUUUCCAGGCACCACUGCCCACUGGGUCACUCCGGAUCCUUGCUGAAGGGGGGACCAUUGUGAUCGCAUCUGGGCAGACGGGUGAAAGCUGGAUUUAUCGCCAGGCGAGCAUCCCUCACGAACCAGGCAUCGAGUUCAGGUGCGUGGGCAAAUUGUGGACCACAGUCCAGCAACCUCUGGUGGAUCCAACACAAGAGAGCGAGCGAUUGCGGGCGACUGUGCAGCGUCAAGCUCCGAGGGCUCCCAUUAUUGCCAUGAAAGGGAGAUGGAUCGCCUACUGCCCCGCUGCUCCGUCGUCGCAAGUGUCUUUGCGGGCAACCGUGCCGGUCCCAGUUCAAGGCAAGGCACCAGGACUCGUAUCGUUGACACCGCCUCAGUUGCCGAGUGUGGUUUCUGAUGUCGACCUUCCAGAAGGAGACAGUAUCAUGAAUAAGCUGAUGCGCGAGACGACACAGGAAGUGAUCCAGGGCGCAAAAUGGAUUGGCGAGCGGGGACUGCAAGCCUUCAGCAACUACUGGAGCAAGUCCGCGAUGCCGUCCCAGCAGGCACGCUCGCCGCCGGGGGCGCAGCCUUGGAACCCGCCCUAUGCUCGAGCAGAUCCGCCACAGUUCCCGCCAACCCAUGGCUCUACAGCUCCAGCAGUUACAAAAGAGCCUGGCCUUGUGUCUAUUGUAGACGUUGAGACAUCCCUCGUCUCUUCCUCUAUACAUCCAACCACGACGUUCGCAACAUCAGGUUGCAGUUACUUGUCCUUCGCUCCUAAUGGACUGUCGCUAUUUACCGCGAGCCCCAAGGGCGAUGUCCAGAUUGUGUGGGAUUUGAUGCGCAUCCAGCACACGAAAUCCUCUCCGCUACAGACGGCAGCUGGACCAAGCUCCUCGAGCGGACCUCGCGUGCGGCAAAUUGCUCGAUUCUCGAGGAUGACCGUGGCACGCAUCGUUGAUGUGUCGUGGAUGAAACCUUGCGGCGACUGCAUAGCCAUGGUCACAGAGAGGGGCACAGUUCAUAUUCUGGAAAUGCCGGACAGUGCCUUUGCUUGGCCUCCUCCCCGUCGGAGGAUUCCCUUGCAGGAGACAAAUGCGAACGUCGCGGAGGGUGGCAGUUCUGCCGUGUCUAUUGCUACCGGAGCGUUCAAUUCGGCCUGGGACGCCGCUCGCCCGCUCAUCGACCGAUCCCGUCGCAGCAGUUCGAAUGCGCCUCAAACGACCGGCUCCAAGAUUGUCGGGCACGCCAACUACGGCGGCAAGAUAAUCGCCGCCGGUAUCAGCCACUCGCUUGGGAAAACAGGAAGCGCUAUCAAUCAGUUCCGCCACAGUGGUGACAACCGCAUAUCGCUUCCACUGGGCGCAAACGCACCGGGACCUUCGUGUGUCAUACUAGUCGCGAAUGGCAAGGACCACUCGCUGUUCGUCCUAGGGGAUGGGUUGGUACGGACGUUUCCCCAGCGGCCGCGUAAGGUGCGGACUGCGGACGGAAGGCAGAAUGCUACCCGUUUCAGAAGGUACAAAGAUUUCAAGCUUCCGACGCUCCCUGACGACCUCAUCUGUCCGGCUGUGAAGCGCCUGAUCGACCCUGAUGAGUAUCUGGACCUGAUGGACAGGGAGGUUGAUGCUGUCAACAACACGAUGGUGCUCAAUGCUCGACCCAAGAUCGCACGACGCAACCCCAGCGCAGAAUCGUCGAUACCACAGGCAGAAAUCGAGUCUUCUGCGCCUUACCAGCCGUUCCAUACCGACAAGCGUGUGGCACUCUAUGAGUACAGCACUGAGCAAGGAGCGAGUGCUGUCCCAUCGCAACUGCCCACAGCCUCGGUACUCCUGGCGGACACUACCCAGGACAGCAAAACAGCCCGUGCUACACCUCGACGCAAGCAAAAGUCUGCUGCUGCCAAGGACCCUGCGACCACCCCGGGAGGGGCGUGGGCUUUUGGACAGCCCAUCACUGCGAUCAGGAUCAAUAGUGGCCGCCGUCACAGUGGAGUGGACGAGGCGUUUAUCAUGUCGACAGACGAUGUGCGUGCGUUGCCGCAGUCGGCUAUGGAACGAUCUGUGAUGCGCCAGCAACGUGUCGACGAUGAGGAACAGAUCGUGAUUACAACGAGGCGGCGAAGGGGCGGGGGCCGCCACGGAGACCUCGAGGACGAGGACGGCUUCUUCGAGGACGACUGUGAGGUUCUUGACUUUGCAGACCAGCGGGUCUGAGAGACGGCCCCGGCCCUCGUUGUGACGGCAACUCCGCAUAGGUGGCCAACUUGAAGCCCUGACGCUCAUUGUGAAAGGGGGUUUUGAUUGCUCAUUGGGAGCCUCAGGGCAAUGCCUCCCUACCUUGCAUCGCUCUGUGCCAUGGGCUUUUUUGAGCUUAUUGCUUCUUCUGCUUGAAUGCGGUGGUUCUGGGUUAGGAUGGGGCUCUUCGGGACACGGCACAUAUCAGGUAGAUAGAGAGACAUCGCCACUUGGCAGAUAACCAAAUCAGUAAAACCCAAAAAAAGACAGAGACCCUGACGCUAUGUUAUGCGUUCAGGUCGAUGCAUUUGCAAGGCUUCCUGAUAUUA
This is a messenger RNA of Diaporthe batatas, 4481 nucleotides long. RefSeq lists its product as uncharacterized. The transcript is spliced from 2 exons. The record is from RefSeq and is a predicted model, not a curated record. Gene Ontology annotation, biological process: autophagy; response to starvation. Gene Ontology annotation, molecular function: protein binding. The coding region runs from base 784 to 4131 and encodes 1115 amino acids. Lineage: Eukaryota; Fungi; Ascomycota; Sordariomycetes; Diaporthales; Diaporthaceae. Gene Ontology annotation, cellular component: cytoplasm.